This is a messenger RNA of Pichia membranifaciens NRRL Y-2026, 1654 nucleotides long. RefSeq lists its product as hypothetical. NCBI's taxonomy places the organism in Eukaryota, Fungi, Ascomycota, Pichiomycetes, Pichiales, Pichiaceae. The record is from RefSeq and is a predicted model, not a curated record. The transcript has a single exon. Gene Ontology annotation, molecular function: oxidoreductase activity. The coding region runs from base 287 to 1228 and encodes 313 amino acids.
GACAGAUACCCAUCCGAGGCUCAGCAACUCGUUUUGAACCGAGGUGUAAUUGAAAUUCUGAAAAGUACCCUGGAGGUUAUUUUGCAAAGGAAAAUGAGCAAAUAAUAAAGAUGUGGUAAUAUGUACCAGAAAAGACUAUGAUAAUGAGCAAAUAAUGAAGCUGUGAAUUAUUAUAAUGCACAGAAAAGAAAAGCUAUUUAACCAACUCAUUUUAUGGUUAAUUCAAUCUUGGUUUUGUUCCCAUCCAGUAUCAUCAUAUGUUUAUCAUCCACUGUAACAAGUAAAGAUGACGGCUUUCAAAUAUGACGCAAUCGUUAUCGGAGGGAGUGCUUCAGGUUUAUCCGCAACUCUUGCAAUUGCCAGAGCACUUGUUUCAGUUGUGUGCGUUGAUACCGGUAAGCCUUGCAAUAUAUUUUCUAAAGAAUCCCACAAUUUUCUAACACAUGACAACGAAAGCCCGUCAAGUAUCAAAAGAGUUGCAAGAGAACAAGUUGAAAAAUACCCCAACGCAAGUUUUAUCGAUGAUGAAGUAGUAUCGAUAAUUAGGCAGGAUGACAAAGAAACUUUUACAGUUCGAACGAAGGACAACCCUGACGUUUUGAACGCCAGAAAUAUUAUUAUUGCAACAGGUAUGAAUGAUAAUAUUGAAGCUUCAAAUAUCAAGAAUCUAGGUCAAUUUUGGGGUAAUUCCAUCUUCACCUGUGGUUAUUGUCAUGGUUUUGAGUAUGCAGGAAAACAAGCGGGACUAUAUGCCAGCAACGAAAUGUUUUUGAAAAUAAUGGUACCCAUAGUAUACAAUUGGAAUAAAAAUCUCACGGUAUUUGGAAGUCAAACUGCAAUCGAUCAACUUAGUGAGAAUAAGGAACUGAGUAAAAGAGGAAUCAACACAAUUUCACAUUCACCAAUUGCUGAAAUUGUGGGUGAUGGAACCCAGAUUGAAUCUGUUAUUUUGGAGAAUGGUGACAAAAUUGAUUUAGAUGUUUUGUACUACGUACCAAAUUCAGUUAUCAAUAUGAGAGAUUUGAUUACGAGACUUGGGGUUGAACUUGAUGGAAUGGGUUUUAUAAAAGUUGAUAAACAAUCACAAAUGACCAAUAUUCCUGGUAUAUAUGCUGCAGGAGAUUGUACAACUAUGAUGCGUUCGUUGGCUGUUGCUACCCAAACUGGACAGUUGGCCGGGGCAAGUUUAACGCAUAAGCUAUUUGGUCAGCAUUGGACAUCUUUUUAAAGCUAUGCUAAUGGUGGAACCAUAAGAAAAGCUCUUUAUUUUUAUUUUAUAUCAAACUUAAGUUCUCAAAAAUAUCUGAAAUUAUUCCCUUUUGAUAUGGUAUAUUUUCCGCCAGGCUGGCCAGGAAUAUAUACCCCCAAAAAAAAUUGUUAUUCUCGUUUUUUGUUUUCUAACGGUAUGUCGAUCUGUGUUCCUCUAAGACUAGGGUACGACAGGAAGUCGGCCAAUGGGGAUAGCCCCCAGUAAUUAAGCCUGUAUGUUCUGUGAUUAAUACUGUGCCAUCCUGAGGAUCGAGGAAGCGGGACGGCCACGAAUUUUGCAUCGACGGCAGGAGACCGGCCGGACCUUUAGGGUCUUGCAACGCGCAACUGUCAAUCAAGCGCAUGCAAGCGUAUGCAAGCGUAUGCAAGGGAAGCUUGGGGCGUA